AUGCUAGUAUUAUCGCAUCAUUCAAACUUUAUUAUCAUUACCUUCAACUUCAACAUGCUAUUAAUCAUGAUAAAGCCAGUGAAAGAGAUGUAUAUAAAGUUAAUCAAUUGCAGAUAUUAAAAUCAAUUGGUCAGUUAGUUGGUCAAGUUGGAGCUAAUAGAUUUAAAAUUUCUACUAUAGUUGAAGCUAAAAAUUAG
Molecule: messenger RNA, 197 nt
Organism: Racocetra persica
Lineage: Eukaryota; Fungi; Glomeromycota; Glomeromycetes; Diversisporales; Gigasporaceae
Source: the annotation of a GenBank genome assembly